CUUGAGCAGACCCUUUACGAAAUGUAAAUACGAUCGUAGGUUACUGUCGGCAAACAAAUUCAAGAAAGAUUCCCAGCGACUUUACUAGUCUACUACUUGAACGAGUACCGAAGAAUGAUAGCUGACAGCUUACACACGACAUAUUGUGUAAUGGUUUGGCUAAUAGUCCACGUCCUAAAGUCAAGAACAAAAAUAAAAGGCUAUUGAAAAGUCAAGUAAGCUGUUCUUUCGAUAUCCUACACUAUCAGUAUUUCGAGGUCUCGCUUCAUGAAGAUGGACCAGACACAUAAAGAAGUGCUGAGAAAACAUCGCCUAGACUUGUCGAAUCAACUUUUAAUUGGCGACACUAUCAUCCAUUUUCUUUAUCAAGAAAAUAUUUUAACAGAAAAUCACGUAGAAGAGAUACAGGCCCAAAUAACAAACAAGAAGAAGACACUGAGACUGCUGGAUAUCCUCCCCACCCGAGGCCCGCGAGCUUUUGACACUUUUUUGCAGUCUCUGGAGGAGGAGUUCAUCUGGAUUAAAGACAAACUACUCCAAGAUCUGGACACAAAUGCACAUGAGAUAAGUUUAACAACCUACUGGACCUUACCCGAGGAGGUUCUCCGGAACGUUCCGUCCGACAGACAGCUGUCCCGCCUGGCGUCUCGGCUUGGUCCGCAGUGGGAGUCUGUCCUCCUGGACCUGGGCCUGUCUUCAGGGGCCCUGUACCGUUGCCGUGCCGACCACCCCUUGAGCGUGCAGGGGCAGGUCCUGUCGGGUCUGGUCCAGUGGAGACAGUCCCAGGGCCGGAGCGCCACCGUGGCCCGGCUGCUCCAGAGCCUUCGGGCAGCGGACAUCCACCCCUCUGCCCUGGAGGAGGUGUUCCAGUGAGGUGCAGCAGGUCAUAGGGUUCCCCUUCCCUACCCUCACCCUCCAACCUUUGCCUGGUCUACCACUGGAUAACUAGGGGCCUUCUCCUGCUUGUAAGUAAGAGAUACCAGAGGGUCACGUUUCCCCCUCUCCCCACCCAUGGAGAAAUUGGGUCUGUUCUAUUUUCCCCUUUCUAGACUGCAGCCAUCCGAACCUGCCCUGAGCCUGUAAGGUCUUGGUGCCCCCACCCUGCUUGCUGCAGUGACAGAGUUCCCGACAGGGGCAGCAGGGCUAAGGAGAUUACAAUCAGACCAUGCAGGUAUUUGCACUAGGUUAAUAGGUGUGAAUUUCUGAUGCUAUUAUGUUUUUACCGACUGAGAAGGCCUGGAGGGAAGGUGCUUUUUCGGAAACCACGUAUUUGUAAUGUGAUUUUU
Molecule: messenger RNA, 1286 nt
Organism: Osmerus eperlanus (European smelt)
Lineage: Eukaryota; Metazoa; Chordata; Actinopteri; Osmeriformes; Osmeridae
Gene: cradd
Product: CASP2 and RIPK1 domain containing adaptor with death domain
Exons: 2
Coding region: 268-873 (201 amino acids)
Biological process (GO): regulation of apoptotic process; signal transduction
Molecular function (GO): protease binding; death domain binding
Source: RefSeq, a predicted model, not a curated record